CGAUGACGUCAUAGCAAAAUACUGAACGUCAAAUAUUCAAGAUGGCGGUAAAAUAUGGAGUCAAAUCUGAUAAAAAUCUAAAAAUGGUUUGAAAUGGAAAAUCCAAAUGGGUUGGCCAAAUUUAAAAAUCAGCGAAACAAGCAGACGUCGACUUGCAAAGGCAGCUGCUGGUCUAAACGUUGUUGGCAUUUUUAUGUGUUUAAUUAUUCUUAUUACUGGCGCUUACAUAUCUGCAGCCAUUCAAAGUAAAACGCACUUGAUUCAAGAUUUUGAUCCAAAUGCGCUGCCAAUAUUUAUGAUUGUUGUUGCGUUUAUUGGAACGUUCAUUAGUGCUUGUGGGAUCAAAAUUUGCUGGAGCAAUCAUAAACCCAAAAAUCGCGCAGAUUUGAAUCUAUUCUUGUUGAUAUAUGUAAUUGGAGUGGCAGUUUUGUUUGUGUGUGUUUUUGUAUCAGCUAUAGUAUGCUUUGUUGCUAUUGGACUUCUGAAAGACGGAUUCUCAUCUGGUAUUUCAUCGUCAAUGAAAAAAUAUAAUUUGGUCCAAAGUAAAAAGGCAGAGAUUGACCAGCUUCAAAUUGAGUACAGAUGUUGCGGUGAUAAAGCAUAUACAGACUGGUUCAAAGUUUCUUGGGUACACAUAGACUACCUGAGUGAAACCAAAAAGAAGACUGGAGAAAAUUAUUUGAAUGACGAUGUUCCAUUCAGCUGCUGUAAUCCAAUAUAUGAUAGACCCUGUAUACAUCACCAUGUCCAUGACAGUGACUUGCAUUACAACUAUGACUUUAAGACUCAGCAUUCCCUAUACACGGUUGGAUGUACAGAUGCUUUGAUGGACUUCUAUGGUGAUAAGGUUCUGAGUGAGAUCGGUGGUGUCAUUAUGUUUGUGUCGAUUUUAGAGCUUUUCAUUUUGCUCAUAUCCCGAAUUCUACAGACGUCUAUAGCAACAGCGAUAAAAGCCGAUGACAUAGAAGGAACUUCAAAUGGGUACCUCUUUCCUUUUGACUUUGGUAAGGACACAGGAGAUGAUUCUAUGGGAGUUAAGACCCAGGAGGAUGCAGAAAAAGAACCAUUACUCAAGGCUGAAGUAAUUAAUAUAAACGAUCCUGAUGGCGAUUCAUACUUCGACGAUUCUUCUUUUGACAAUCAGUACGAUGAUAACCCAGAUCAGCCUCGUAUCGCGGAUCAAGACAAAAAAUACCUCCUCCCAACACGAUCUCUAACCGAGCACUUAUACGUGAAUUUACAACCUACACAGCCUCCUGUUGAGGGUGACUACAUAGAAUUUUUCCCGGUACCUGAGGGUGAGGACAUGGAGUAUAACCCAGCACAGCCACAUGGCGAAGGUGAAUACGAGGAAUAUCAACCACAACAUUUACCAAACACAAACGAGGAGCCACUAUAUGAUAGUGCAGAUGGCAUGUUAAAUAGACAGUCUUUACCUAACGCAGACGAAGAGCCACUAUAUGAUAGUGCAGAUGGCAUGUUAAAUAGGCAGCCGUAUGAACCACAACCAAAUUAUGGUUUACGUUCAAUGGAUUCGAUUGGUGUUCCUCCUCAUGCUCCUCCUCCACCGCCACCGCCGCCGCCACCACCACCACCACCUGGUCAUAAACCGUAUGAACCACAACAAAAUUAUGGUUUACGUUCAAUGGAUUCGAUUGGUGUUCCUUCUUAUGCUCCUCCUCCACCGCCACCGCCGCCGCCACCACCACCACCUGGUCAAAAGCCGUAUGAACCACAACCAAAUUAUGGUUUACGUUCGAUGGAUUCUUUUGGAGUUCCUACUUAUCCUCCUCCGCCGCCUCCACCACCGCCGCCACCGCCACCACCACCACCACCAUUUUAAAUAGAUAUCAAUUGAUUAAACUGUUUACUUUGGACAAUAUUUCCAAGAGAGAAAGUAACUCGUAUUAACAGGCUGAAAAAAAAACAUUUAUAUGAGUUCUUAUGCAGAUAGAUUCUACAAUCAUAAACAAUUGCAUUUUUUUCAGUUUUCAUUAUCGAGAGUUAAAUGAAAAUACAUUUGAAAUAAAAGUGUAGCUACUUUU
Messenger RNA from Mytilus trossulus (common blue mussel), 2045 nucleotides. Its product is annotated as photoreceptor outer segment membrane glycoprotein 2-like. NCBI's taxonomy places the organism in Eukaryota, Metazoa, Mollusca, Bivalvia, Mytilida, Mytilidae. The record is from RefSeq and is a predicted model, not a curated record. The coding region runs from base 107 to 1843 and encodes 578 amino acids. Gene Ontology annotation, cellular component: plasma membrane. The transcript is spliced from 4 exons.